Seminavis robusta is the source of this 2187-nucleotide messenger RNA. Lineage: Eukaryota; Bacillariophyta; Bacillariophyceae; Naviculales; Naviculaceae. The record is from the annotation of a GenBank genome assembly.
AUGCAAGAUGAUGAGAGUCGAGAUGAUGGUACCAUUCAACGACUUCUCAUUCUUCAUUUGAAUCUGGCUCAAAUUUGUACGGGAAAAGCCCUGGGAGAAACAGCCGCACCCGAGGAAUGGGAACAACACAUACUGUACUACCAUCAUCAAGAUCAGUACGGAUCUUCCAGUGUCAUCAAUGGUAGUACAUGUAGUAGUAGUGACAUCCAAAGAUGGACAGUUCGUCAGGAAACCAUCCAGUUUGCAAGUUUAUGCAUUGCCUUGAGCAACUUGCCGUCUGCCUUGACAAACAAUCAUCAUGAUAAUGAUCAGACGACGAGUCAGGUACACUUGGAUCGGUCCACACUAGUCUUUGUUCCCCUCGAAGAGACUGCAACUCACAGCAGCAGCAACCUGGAAGUUCCCAAGAUUUUGGCUGUGGUCCAAAUCAGCAGUGAUGGUACAUGCGACCCUCUCGCCAUUCGAUCUGCCCUGGAACGAUCGCACAAGCUAUUCUGUCUGCUUCGCUAUGGAGGAAUUCAUCUGCGUUUACAAGGGUAUCCCAGCAGCUUUAAUAAUAGUGAUGUUUCCAAACCUGACAAUACCAACGGCAAAAGCAGCUGUCCUUAUCCAGGAAUGGACCUGCUAUUUGACCAAUUGAAGAAACUGCGUCGAUUGAGGGAAGCCAUGUAUCGAAGUAUGAACAAAGAUUCAGAGCAACAACAGGAAGAAAGUCAACUUGUGCAAGAGAUUCAGAGCCAAAAGAACAGUCUGCCCAUCUCUUCACUGACGGUUGAUCUCAAGUUUCACUAUGAUGCCUUCCUCGCAGAUUUAGCCAACUCUAGAUCAAGAGGGGCGGGUCGCUGUCUCGUGGAAGCCAUCCCAGCUCCAAUUGCUCGACCGGACGGCAGCCAUGCUUCCAAAUGGACUCCUUGUCAGCCGCCCGUGCAUGUAUCUUUUUAUUUGGGGCAAGCAAUAAGAGCCUUGCUACAAGACAACAAUCUCCAGCUCUUUGCCGUUUCAACAUUUUACCAAAGUCAAUUCCUGUAUCACCAUCAACACGACGGAUCCUUUGCCGAAGAGAACGCAGCAGCUUGCUUGCUGAUGUGGUACUUUGCCUCCUAUGGCUUUCAGAUGAAGCAGCAACAACAGAACCAGGAACGAUUUGCUGCUACGUCAUCUCCGAAGCGUAUCAGUGCUGGCUUGGUGUCCUUUUCCGAUCAGGUAUCCGUGGCAUCGGCAGGAAUGGGAUCGUCUUUCGAGGCUCCAAACGACGAUGAAGCCGACAAUCAUCACGACCAACGAGGCCAUUUUCUCCAGACCCCACCACUGGCAAUGCUGAGUGCCUCAGAGCAGAAUACAAUCUCUGUUCAUGGGCCUUCAGGAGAACUUGUAUGGGCGCCGUGGGUGUGCCACAACCAUGAAUCGGGGAAACCUGACAUCUUACACGCAUUGGUGUAUGAAUGGCAGGAGUUUAGCUUUCUCGUGUUUGUUCAACAACACAUGGAUCAAUCACUUCAUAAGCAGUGCGACAAUUCACGAUGGGACUUCGAACCUUACUCGGAAGACAUGCAGGUACUGUUGGAACGAAUAUCGUCUGCACUGGACGACUGUUUAAAUCUUUAUGCAACCCAGACCCACAGCGAGGAACAAGACGGGUCCCCCGUUGCACGCCAUUCGCUCCUGGAGUGCCAACAGACCCCCUUUGUCGGUUCAGUUGGUCGAGAUGUUAUCUUUGUGGAUCGCAUGAACGGUAGCAUGCUCCUGUUUCCUCGUCUUGCGCCCAAAACGCCCAAGAAGAACGGCAAGAGUCCGGGGCGAUUCAUGCGUCUUUUCCGGCCCAAAGUCUCGGAUACUAUCCCAGAAACGAACUCGAGCUCAAGCCACGAUCUUGUAAACUGGAUGUCCGAGGGUUUGGACUGUCGUCAUUGGUUGUCAUCUCGUCUUUCUUCGGACGCUUUGCGAGCACUGGACGAUGCCAUGAAUGACGUCCAUGCCUACAGGCAGAGGAGGGUACGACCACACAGAAAAAUCAGUGGUAUAGGGAGUGGGAAUUUUGAGGUGUUGACACCACUACCUAUGGGUUGGAUACAUGCGUUUGCAGACGAACAGGACCGUGAAAUAUACACUGUUCUAGAUGCGAGGGAAUACGGUACGAUGACUGAGGUCCAAAUGGCCAUUUCCGAGGUCCGGGCGGCUCUGAUAUGA